AUGGCUAGCAUGCAGUCCAAUUGGCCUGGGCACUAUAAUUUGGAUGCCCAGUCUGGAGACAGGCGGGGAGAACAAGUUAUCGAUUACAACCAUUCCGGUGGAUACAGUAGACGAGGUCCUAGUACUUCCGGUGCAUAUGAUACUCAAGGCCCCAGCAGUUCCGGUGCAUACGUUAGACGAGCCCCCAGCACUUCCGGUGCUUAUGGUACUCAAGGCCCCAGCAAUUCCGGUGCAUAUGCUUACCAAGGCCUUAGCACUUCCGGUGCAUAUGCUGCUCAAGGCCCCAGCAGUUCCGGGGAAUACGUUAGACGAGCCCCCAGCACUUCCGGUGCAUAUGUUACUCAAGGCCCCAGCAGUUCCGGUGCAUAUGCUGCUCAAGUCCCCAGCAGUUCCGGUGGAUACGAUAGACGAGCCCCCAGCACUUCCGGUGCAUAUGUUACUCAAGGCCCCAGCAGUUCCGGUGCAUAUGCUUACCAAGGCCCCAGCACUUCCGGUGCAUAUGCUGCUCAAGUCCCCAGCAGUUCCGGCGAAUACGUUAGACGAACCCCCAGCACUUCCGGUGCAUAUGUUACUCAAGGCCCCAGCAGUUCCGGUGCAUAUGUUGCUCCAGGCCCCAGCAGUUCCGGUGCAUAUGCUUACCAAGGCCCCAGCACUACCGGUGCAUAUGCUGCCUUAGGCCCCAGCAGUUCCGGUGCAUAUGAUACUCAAGGCUCCAGCAGUUCCGGUGGAUACGUUAGACGAGCCCCCAGCACUUCCGGUGCAUAUGCUGCUCAAGGCCUCAGCAGUUCUGAAGGAUAUGGGCCAAUUGCAAGAAAAUUGCUAGGACAAGAUGGGCAAUCUGGAGAUGCUUCAAAAGAUAAGAAACGCCUCUCAAGUCAAGAGGAUAACGGGAAAAAACCUUACAAACGGCGUAAAAGUGAAGCAGAAGAAGCUCCUAUUCCCGUUUUACCGGGAACUAAAAGAUUGGAUGCGCUAGACAACUCGGACGAAAUAAGGAACAAGUUGAUCUCAUUGCAAGCUCGUCUUGCUGAAAGUCCACUGCCACCAGAGUUCGACAAGUUAGUAACACACCUGUCGUGUGCGUUAUGCGGCUUGGUCGGUUCCAAGGUAAUUACUCGAAACUUUACUCCAUUUUCAAUGAAACUCCACUCGGUUUUCAAUGAAAUUAAGGUGGUUUUUCAACCUCACAACACUAAUAGUAAUCACAUAAUUUUCAAAGACUGCAUCUUUGUUGUAAGCUAGUAUUUGUCGCUACCU
Messenger RNA from Nilaparvata lugens (brown planthopper), 1257 nucleotides. RefSeq lists its product as uncharacterized. The record is from RefSeq and is a predicted model, not a curated record. Lineage: Eukaryota; Metazoa; Arthropoda; Insecta; Hemiptera; Delphacidae. Bases 1 to 1242 code for a protein of 413 amino acids. The transcript has 5 exons.